Molecule: messenger RNA, 2757 nt
Organism: Lodderomyces oxycetoniae
Lineage: Eukaryota; Fungi; Ascomycota; Pichiomycetes; Serinales; Debaryomycetaceae
Exons: 1
Coding region: 1-2757 (918 amino acids)
Biological process (GO): response to starvation
Cellular component (GO): nucleus
Molecular function (GO): cis-regulatory region sequence-specific DNA binding; DNA-binding transcription factor activity, RNA polymerase II-specific; protein binding
Source: RefSeq, a predicted model, not a curated record
AUGAUAGAAGUGUUGAUUACGGUGAUACCUUCGAUAUGCUGGCUUCUAUAUCGGUUUUAUACAGUUUUGAACACACCAGUGGAGAAAAUCAUUGAGGAUCUCAAUAUUGAAAUUCCACAUAUUCCCGCCAUUUGUGUUGAUUCUAUUUCAGAAACUUGGAUAGUCAUACAUUGGGAUAUUGAGGUUAAAAGCGGGGAAAACUUGUACUAUAUUGUGGUUAUAAACGGCCAGGAAGCAGCCACACUAACCUCAACCUCAUGUAAGUUGAAAAAUUUACUUCCUAAGCAAAUGUACCGGAUAGAAAUCAUCGCUAGCAACUCCAUAACCAAGUUCAAAUCCAAGUCUGAUAUUGUUUACGUUCAAACUUAUGAUAAGAGCCAUGUCGAGAAAAUUGUGAAUUUAGAAUUGCAGAAUUUGGACGCUCUAAUGUUGGAGCAUUCGGUGGAUGAAGAUAUAAUCAAUAAAGAAGAUCUACAAGAGAGUUUGGAAUCUAUGACAAGAGACGAAAUACAACGCAUUGAUGACGCAAAGCUAUUGAACAACUAUCUUGUAAUAGCACUGAACGAAUUGGCAAAAGCAAAUGCUGAAUUUGCUAAUGUGCAAAAAGAAACUCAAAAUGAACAAGCAUCACUUCAACAAGAAGUGGCAUUUUAUAAAAGAGAAUUUGAAGAAGAAGCAGAAAACAAGGCCAAAAAGGAACAGGAUGUUAAAUCACUAGAGAAAUCAAAGAAUAACCUAUCGUUUCAAAAAUCCAAAUUACAAGCACAGUUGAACAGUUUCAAAAGCUCAUUGGCAUUACUAGACAAUAAAUUUCGAGAUAAAGAGAAGAGAAUUAAGCAAUUACAGGAUAGAAAUCAACAUUUAGUUGAAGUAGAAGAACAAGAAAAGGUCAAGGUGGCCAACGAGAUUGAGAAUAUAGAAAUCAAAAUACAAGAAGAAAAAGCAGAGUGUGAAAGAGUAGAGGAAAAUAUUAAACAACUUGCAAUAGAAAAGAAGGAAUCGCUUUCGUUAUUGAGUCAGUUGAAACAGUUGAUUGAUCUAUUUAACCUGUCGCAUACAGCUGCUAACGAGAAUUUGCGUUCGAAUUCGCAUUCGCCUACCCCCGUGCCUAAUGGCUCAUGUACUUCUUUGUCAACCUCAAUCAACCCAAAUCUGCUCUCGGUGUUUAAUAAAGAUGGUUCACUUACUAAAAAUGCAUUCGACGCACUAUUGAAGAUAUUCCAACUCAUUCCUAGUUGGCAAGAUGAGAUAAUGCAAGAAAUAAACAAUUAUCAAGAGUUUGAAAAUCACUGGAAAGAAGCAUUCAAAGCCGAGAUUAAGAAGUUUGUAUCUAUCCACCAAUCGUUGGAAAUUGCAAAGUUAAAUAGAGACAAUAAUUAUCAACCGGUCAAAUUAAGUGAAUAUCAAGCCUCGAUUGAGUUUGGUGGAUUCAGUAAUGCAUUACCGAAACCCAAAUUCAGCCAAUUGAGCAAACACAACAAUUAUUUACCAGUUGAUGAACACAGCAAGAAAAGUAACAAUAAUUGUAGCAGGGGCAAUUUUGCAGAUCAUUAUAGUCAAGUUUAUGCAAGGGAUGAAGCAGUAAGAGAAGAAUCGCCUUCUUCACAAGGCCCCGAUGUGGUUCAAGCUGGAGCUUAUGACUACAUUGAACAGCAGCAGCAGCAACAGCAGCAGCAACAGCAACAGCAACAACAACAACAACAACAACAACAACAACAACAACAACAACAACAACAACAACAGCAGCAGCAGCAACAGCAACAGCAACAGCAACAAUCUUAUCAAAGUGUUUUGUCUAAUGAACAUGUGCUGUUAGCAAGCGGUCACAAUACUUUGGAAACACAACAACCAUACAUUAGUUUGGAGAGGAUAAAUGCCGCAACUAUGGCACAGAAACGAAAUUAUGACAUGCACUCACCUACUAUCCAUCAUAAUGUACUUAACGUGGAUUCUACUUUUGCAAAUAAUGAGGGUAGCCUAGGUAAUCAACCUGUUAGUCAAAUGGCACCAGGUUUUGGGUAUGAAAACCACCUACCAAUCCCGAGCGUGGUUUCCCCUUUACCUCAGUCAUCAAUAUUGUAUAGCACUGCUGGUGGCAGUGGUGGUGACUCAGCAUCUAUGACAAAUGGAGGUAUGCAUAAACAUCUUGGUUCCAAUUUUUACACUACAAGUUAUAACAAUUCGGGAACGCUACAACAAUCAGACUUAUGGAGCACUACAAGUCAAACUACAAAGUCUACGUUUAACGAUUUUUUGAACCCUAAUGUAUCAUCCAAUUUACCAAAUGGAUUUUUAUUAUCUUCAAGUAGUAAUAUAUGGAAUCACCAUGAUGAAAGAGUUCAAGCGUUUAGUCCCACCACGAUAGACCAUUCAAGAUCAGUUUCAAAUAGUUCCCAGAUAUGGAGAAAAGAAAAUGUUGUGUCUUCUUCAUCACAACUCAACUUUAACCCAUAUAGUGGCGGUAGCGGUAGCGGUAGUGGUAAUGGUAAUGGUAAUGGUAAUGGUAGUGGUAGUGGUAGUGGUAAUGGUAUGACAAAUUCUUCAUCGCCUAUUCCAAGCAGAGAAUUCCAACCCUUUGGAGAUUGCAUUGACUUAUCCACGACAAGUUCAGCACCUGUUGCAGGAAGUUACCCACAAUCUCAAAGUAACACAUUUCAGCAAUUUCAUGAUGCUUUUAAACAACAGACACAGACAUCUAGAAAUGAAACUCAAUAUGACCAGUUUUCUAAAACAGGUGAAUUGAGAGAAGAUAAUUAA